AUGCCGCCCACACCCACACCGCCCCCUUCUGUACGCGCCCAAUCUCACCCACGUACAUCUCCCGUACCCGCAGUCGUCCCUUCUCAACGAGGAUCUCUCUCCCCACAACGACCAAAGAUCCUCACAAGUGGUAUCCUUUGCGAUAGACAACCUCGUAGUUCACUACCUCGUCACACUUCACCUGUCGAACGUCUCCCACGCCCUAGAAGCUACUCCGUCUCACUACCUACCAUCCAUAGCGCCAGCUUUCUCGAACCCAACAUGUCUUGGGCUCAGAUGCAGCAAGGGCCAGUGACAAUGGAGCCUCAGCAACAUUACCCUUUUGCCACUCCCAACUCUCAAGAACACGAAAAACAAGGUCUUGGAUUUGAGACGGGUCAUAACGAUUUACUCGGAUUGUCUCAAAAUCAAUACAACCCAAACGGACACUUCAACCUCCCUCAACCACCUUUUCCUUACAGACCUGCCUUGGCGCUUGACACCUCUGGCGUACCGUCUGGCUUUCAACUCCAGUCCUCUCAAUCGUCCAACCCAUCUUCGGGUCUCACAGCUGAUGUGUCGUCGAAUCACGAAAAUGAACGUCUCAUCACUCCUCAUGUUCCACCUUACGGUCUUGAAGGUUACGGCUAUGCCCUACCGAAUAUCUACAACUUGCCCGAUGGUGCUGGAGAUCCUGGAAUUGCUUGGGAUCCAGCCUAUCGUGGUUUCUACCCUGGCUUCCCACCAGGAGGACCUUAUCAACAACAAUACGGCACUAUCUCGCCUUCCCAAUUGGGUCAACAGCACAUGUUUAAGGCUUCGCAUUAUAGCAGUUUGAUGGAGAGCAGAGGUUCCAACUCGUCUGCCAGUUCAGAGAAUACGGAAUGGGUACCUGGAGAAGGUCUCGAAAACUGGCAUCCCCUCCAACGUGCUCUUAUGCCUGAUAGAUCUAGUGUACCAGAACCUGGAAGACGGAUAGAAGAUAUCACUCCUCCAUACUUUGCUCCUCCUCCUCCACUUGCCUCUCCCGGUACACUCGACACUGCCCUGCGUGAAUAUGUCACCUCUCCCAACCGACUGGCAUUUGGAGAACGUAAAAUCAUCGUCAUGUCACCUAAAGUCGGUCAGAAGUCUUACGGUAAUGAGAAACGUUUCCUCUGUCCUCAUCCUCAAGCGGCACUCGUCGGUUCGGCUUGGUGGACCAAGUCGCCGGAAAAUUGCCCGGUCACUCCAAUCCUACCUCCCCGAGUCAACAUAUCUCUCGUGGGUGAAGCCCCGGUGAAAGACGCCACUGUCAGCUGGACCACAGUCGACGCGAAGAACAUCGAUGAGAAGAUCAACACGCAGGCUAUCCAUCCGAGUGAUGCACCUUUCCUCGGUAAUGUUGCGGGCAGAAAUCUGCACAUUUCAGACAAUGAUGGCAAGAGACGAGAAGUCAAAGCUUUGGUCACUAUCAAGGCACCGUUAAAGCAUCAUGCUGGUCCUCAUGGAUGGGGAAUGUCCAAGGGAAUGUUGACGGAUAUCAGCAACGAUGAGAUUAUUGGUGUGUUCGAGAGUAAGGAGAUCAAAGUUAUUUCUAAGCCGAGUAAGAAGAAGAGCAGCAAGAUGGGAGAAUUAUUGAUCAAUCAUGGUUCUACCAUUGCAUUGUUCAACAGAGUGAAAUCGCAGACCACUUCCACUCGCUACCUUGGUGUAACCCUCGACAUGACCCGAUUCACCGGAUCCGACGGUCGACCUGUCAGUGGAGCUAGGCCUCCUCCUCUGUCCAACGAACGUUCCAUGUUCCCCGGCUUUACUGCCAACGCCAACGUAUGGGAAUCAUUCAUAAUUUGGCUGGUUGACCCUACCAAACCACAUGGACCAGGCAACGGACCGCCUUUUCAACCUGACUGGCCUAGUCCCCCUUCCAACGCCGUCACCUCGUUGACACACGCCCCUGUGGUGAGGUACAAUUCUUGUGUUGUUCUACAAUCUUUCCAAACAGGUAUUCUUUCUCCCGUUCUAGUCAUCCGACGAAUGGAACAAGAUACCGAAGUGGUCGGUAUGGAUGGUACUCAUCCUCCUGAACCUGGUGCUCCUCACUGUUGUCCCGAAGGUGAAUAUUUAGGAGAUCCCGUCAGUCAACUCCAAAAGAUCGCUUUUGAGAUUUAUCAUCAUGACACCAUGUCACAUGUAGGUCGUGAUCCUCGUUAUGGAGGUUUAUGGUUAUCUUGCGAUCAAGAAGUUGUUCAAGAAAAACUUGUUCAUUCGGAAAGGAAAUGGUCCGUCAUACCUCCUUCCAACAAGAAACCUUCUUCCGUACCUUCAACACCUCAACAUCGUUAUGGUAUAUUACCUAUGACACCACAUACUUCUUCUGCUAAUCUACCUUCCACCCCUUCUUCACCCGUUUCCACAUCUUCCGUCUCGGAUUAUUUCGGUCCUCAUUCUCGUAAACCAUCAACAUCAUCACUCCUCUCACCCAUAGCGGGAGAGGUACCACUUCCUAGUAUGUCUAACGAAGCUGGUCCUAUACGUCGAAGAGGUCCUUUAAGUAGACCGUUACAACAUAAAAAACGUGGUUCUACCGAUAUAACAAGUUCACCUUCUUUUGAACAUGUCGCUCUUUCCGGUCAAACACAUACACCCACACAUUCCAAUGCGGGUUCUUAUCAAUCUCAAUCACCUGCAGAAGGAGAAAGAAGGAUGCAAUGGAGAUUAGACGUUGGAGAUGUUUGCGUUUGGAGUAUAGUCUCAACCGAACAAAUCACUUAUACUUUUUACGUACCUCCCUACGUUACGGAAGUCAGGGAACCGUUCGCUCCUUUUCCUACGCUGAGUAGGGCUUUGGCACCUAAUAUCAGUGCGGAGGUUUCACAUGGGAGGUUACAACAUCAAUUCACUACUAUGGCUACUAUGCCUUUGGUGACUUUCUAUGGGAAAAACUUUGAGAAACGAGCGGACAACACGCCACAUUGGCAAAUCUAUUAUGGACCUCAACCCGCAGGUUACAACGAAGUGCGAUGUACCGAAGUCAUGGCCGCUGCAGAACCUCCCGCUGCAGAUUCACAACAACCCAUCUACCUCGUCCGAUCCGACGGCCAGUGCAUCUUGCCCACAUCAGUCACUUAUCCUUGAAUCUUCCGUUCACCUCAUACGCCCUCUGGCAUCCAGCAUCCACCCGCACAUUUGCUCAUCUCACGAGAAAUCACUCUGUCACCAACUGCCAUACCUUUUUUGUGUAUAGGAGAGAAGACAUUCACGGACUAUUUGUAUUCAAGACGAGAAGAAUCAUGAAAGAGUUAUGAUAUGCUUGCAUUCGCAUUUGUAUAUCUGAAUCACGGAGAGGAAGACAUUUGUGUAUCUGACCAAGUAAGAGGAAGAGGAAGAGGCAGAGAGAGAGAAAGAAGAAGAAAAGUGUAGUACGUUAGAAUAGAAUCUUAGGUUUAAUUGUAUGUUUCCCUCAACUGAAUAUAAAGAUAUUUGGAUCAUCAUUUUUCUUUGAUUAUAAAUCUGUUUAUCCGAUGAACCAAUAUUGAUUCU
Messenger RNA from Tremella mesenterica DSM 1558, 3501 nucleotides. RefSeq lists its product as uncharacterized. The record is from RefSeq and is a predicted model, not a curated record. Gene Ontology annotation, cellular component: nucleus. The transcript is spliced from 6 exons. Gene Ontology annotation, biological process: regulation of transcription by RNA polymerase II. Bases 1 to 3096 code for a protein of 1031 amino acids. Lineage: Eukaryota; Fungi; Basidiomycota; Tremellomycetes; Tremellales; Tremellaceae. Gene Ontology annotation, molecular function: DNA-binding transcription activator activity, RNA polymerase II-specific; RNA polymerase II cis-regulatory region sequence-specific DNA binding.